AUGUUCAAAUUCGGUAUAUUGAGGGGAAUCAAUAGGGCAGUUAUACUUCCAACAGCAGGGUUUACGCUUGGUGUGGCAACCUUUAUUAAAGGGUGGCCCGAUGAGUCUGAUGCACUGACUCUCGAGGAUCCCAUAAAAGAUGUUGCAAAAGUUCUAGGGAAAUCAAAACAACCUCUGCAUUUACAAAGAUCUGAUAUUUUGUAUAAAAUAUCAAAGUUACCAUUAUAUAAAGAAUUGAUGGUUGAUCCCGAUGUGAAACACACAUUCCAAAGUGAAGGGAUCCCUCAAGGUCAUAGAUUUUAUCAUGUUGGCCAGGGUCAAUUAUUUGGACCUGGAAAAUUAGAAAUUGAUCCUUUGGUAUUCAUGAAUGAGAAAAAGGGAGAGAUUGUAGUGUUCUAUCAUUUAGGUAAAGAUCUAGCUAAUGAAAGAGGUCAGAUUCAUAAGGGUGUUUUAUCUUUAUUGUUAGAUGAAGGGUUGUGUUUUUGUGGAUUUCCAAAACUUCCAAAUAGGAGAGGUGUUACAGCAAAAUUGAGUAUUGAGUUUGCUAAGGAAAUUCCUCAAGAUAGUACUAUAGUAUUAAAAGCUCAUGUGAGUGAUUCAAAGGGCCGUAAAUGUAUCAUUGAUGGAAGUUUAGAAUCCAUACCACAACGUAAUAUAUUCAAUAAAAUAUUAAGGCAAGGCGGAUCUGGUAAUGGUACUAUUUUUGUUAGAUCCAAAUGUAUAUUAGUUGAACCAAAAUGGUUUAAGUAUUUUUCAUGGGUAAAUCUAUUUAAUGAAUAA
This is a messenger RNA of Maudiozyma saulgeensis, 780 nucleotides long. Lineage: Eukaryota; Fungi; Ascomycota; Saccharomycetes; Saccharomycetales; Saccharomycetaceae. The record is from the annotation of a GenBank genome assembly.